AUGGAGGCACGAGAUCUCGCGCCAGCUCGAAGCGACGAGGUGCUCGACCUCAAUGAAGCAAUUAUACAGAGCGUAUACGAGCCAACGGUGAGCGGUUUCUGCGCUGUUCCGGCCCAUUACCUCAUUCUCACUCAAUCAGGGAAGCCAGUGUAUUCACUAAACGGCAGUGAGGUGGAGUAUGUUGAAUAUUUGGCAAUUACCCAAACGCUGGUGUCUUUUUUUGCUGCGGACAACCAGCUUCUCAAAUCGUUCAGAUCCAAGAACACGACUUUUGUUUUCCGGGUGGUUUCUCCAUUGAUUCUUGUGGCCAUAGACAAACUGCACCGCUCCGAAACCCAGCUGGGCCACCAAUUGGACAUUCUGCAUGCUCAAAUUUUGUCCACAUUGACCCAAAACCAACUGGAAAAGGCUUUCACAAGCCGCCCCAAUAUGGACCUCCGCCCCUUGUUGGCCGGCACAGAAGUUUUUUUGAAUGCCCUGGCUAAAGACAUGGCCUCGGGAGAUCCUGUUUGGUUUGGAGCUUUAGAAAGUUUGGAGCUGCGCAAAACAACCAGACUGGCCCUCAAUUCGAUCUUGGUCGAGUGUCGAACGCCCAACAUGCUUUACGGAAUGAUCGUCGCAGACAAGCAGCUUGUGGGCGUUGUCCGCCCCAAGAAACACAGCCUGCAUCCAGCCGAUCUUUAUCUUUUGUUUAGCAUGCUAUUCAAUACAACUGCUUUCGACGAAGGUGAACACUGGGUUCCUAUUUGUCUUCCGAGAUUCAACCCCAAAGGCUUUCUGUAUGCCUACAUUCAUUUCUUCACCAAAUCAGCAGCAUUGGUGCUACUCUCACCCGACCGCACUGCAUUUUUUGAGUUGCAGCAGGCCUACACAAACAUCAUGGAGCAAAUCAACAAACAGAACUUGUUGUUGCCUCUUCAACAAGCAGUCGAGAGGGGAAGGCGGCCUGCAGACAGCUUGAAAGUGCCCGAGAUUUCGCACUUUCUUUACAAGUCGCGAGCAAACGUCCAGUACAUCCAAUCUGAUUUGCAGUCGCUAGGAGAUCAACAGACCCUGCUGAAGCUCGCCUACUCGCAAUUGCAAGGGUACAUGCACGACAACAAGCUCCGAAUUUGCCACGCCCGGUACCCCCACCAUGUUCUUUUAGCAUGGCAGACCCCAGCGUUCGAAUUGUACUGCGCAGCAAAGUCGUUGAAUAAAACCGCAUUGAGCGAAGCAGUCCGCAGAAUACUUAUUUGGGUCCGUCGCCACGAAGAACGCUUAUUUAUUACUGCUGGUGCUACAUUCUAA
Messenger RNA from Wickerhamiella sorbophila, 1290 nucleotides. Its product is annotated as Vacuolar fusion protein MON1. Gene Ontology annotation, biological process: vesicle-mediated transport; protein targeting to vacuole. Gene Ontology annotation, cellular component: fungal-type vacuole membrane; Mon1-Ccz1 complex. The record is from RefSeq and is a predicted model, not a curated record. The transcript has a single exon. The coding region runs from base 1 to 1290 and encodes 429 amino acids. NCBI's taxonomy places the organism in Eukaryota, Fungi, Ascomycota, Dipodascomycetes, Dipodascales, Trichomonascaceae.